Messenger RNA from Trichechus manatus latirostris (Florida manatee), 2828 nucleotides. It is a transcript of the gene PIGM, whose product is annotated as phosphatidylinositol glycan anchor biosynthesis class M. The transcript has a single exon. The record is from RefSeq and is a predicted model, not a curated record. Gene Ontology annotation, molecular function: alpha-1,4-mannosyltransferase activity; GPI mannosyltransferase activity. Bases 277 to 1548 code for a protein of 423 amino acids. Gene Ontology annotation, biological process: GPI anchor biosynthetic process. Gene Ontology annotation, cellular component: glycosylphosphatidylinositol-mannosyltransferase I complex; membrane. Lineage: Eukaryota; Metazoa; Chordata; Mammalia; Sirenia; Trichechidae.
AAAUCCCGCCCCUCCUGGAGGAAGGAGCGGGAGUGAGAGAGCCAAUCCGGAUGGAGAUAACUCUCCGGCUGGGGCGACAGAGAACUCCGCGCGGGGACUCCAACCGGAAGCAGGGUGUGGGCGGAGUUUCAUGCCGGAAGUGAUCGGCAUGCCGUUUCGAUUGGCAUCCUAGCUAGUAGGGGUUGCUCCGGCAAACAGAUGUAGGGCACCGAAUGAAGGUUGGAGGUUGGAAGACACUGUAGAGCUGGAGCUGAGCGGCUGUCGCGCGGUAAGAUCAUGAGCAUGAGCAAGCAUUGGGGAGAAUGGUUCCUGAAUCUGCGGGUGCUCCCCGCCGGGGUGUUUGGUGUGGCCUUCCUUGCCCGAGUUGCGCUGGUUUUCUACGGGGUCUUCCAGGACCGGACCCUGCACGUGAGGUUUACAGACAUAGACUACCAGGUCUUCACGGACGCCGCGGGCUUCAUCACGAAAGGGCGCUCCCCGUAUCUGCGGGCCACGUACCGCUACACCCCUUUGCUGGGUUGGCUCCUCACCCCCAACAUCUACCUCAGCGAACUCUUCGGAAAGUUUGUCUUCAUCAGCUGCGACCUUCUGACCGCUUUCCUCUUAUACCGCCUGCUGCUUCUUAAGGGGCUAGGACGCCGCCAAGCGUGUGGCUACUGUGUCUUUUGGCUUCUUAACCCCUUACCUAUGGCAGUAUCCAGCCGAGGCAAUGCAGACUCGAUCGUCGCCUCCCUCGUGCUUAUGACCUUGUACUUAAUAGAGAAAAGAUUCGUCGCGUGUGCCGCUGUGUUUUAUGGUUUCGCGGUGCAUAUGAAGAUGUACCCAGUGACCUAUAUCCUUCCCAUCGUCCUCCACUUGCUUCCAGAACGCGACAACGAAGAAGGCGUCCGUCAGUCUCGGUAUUCUUUGCAGGGUCGUUUGUACGAAUUCCUGAAAAGGUUGUGCAGUUGGGCUGUGCUGCUCUUUGUAGCAGUUGCUGGACUCACAUUUUUUGCCCUCAGCUUAGGUUUUUACUAUAAAUAUGGUUGGGAAUUUUUGGAGCACACCUACAUUUAUCAUCUCACUAGGCGGGACAUCCGUCACAAUUUUUCUCCAUACUUCUACAUGCUGUAUUUGACUGCAGAGAGCAAGUGGAGUUUUUCUCUAGGAAUUGCUGCAUUCCUGCCACAGUUCGUCUUGCUUUCAGCCGUGUCUUUCGCCUAUUACAGAGACCUCAUCUUUUGUUGUUUUCUUCAUACGGCCAUUUUUGUGACUUUUAACAAAGUCUGCACCUCCCAAUACUUUCUUUGGUAUCUCUGCCUUCUGCCUCUUGUGAUGCCACUGGUGAGGAUGCCUUGGAAAAGAGCCGUAGCUCUGCUAAUGUUAUGGUUUAUGGGGCAGGCGUUAUGGCUUGCUCCUGCAUAUCUUCUUGAGUUUCAGGGAAAGAACACCUUUCUGUUUAUUUGGUUAGCUGGUUUGUUCUUCCUUCUUAUCAACUGUUCCAUCUUGAUUCAAAUUAUUUCCCAUUACAAGGAGGAACCCCUGGCAGAGAGAAUCAAAUAUGACUAAUACAUGCUCCAGAUCUUCUGCCGGUUCUGUCUGUUAGGUUCUGAUUGUUCCGUGUGGACCAGAAGAGAGCUUUGGAAAUCUUUUUGAACAACACUCUAGUGAAAGUUCAGAUUGAAGCAUAAAACCCCGUUCCAACAGAAAUUAAAAUGCGUGUUUGCCUUAUGUAGAGAGGGAACCCAAUAAUUGAGGUCCACCCUCUAGGAAAUCUUAGGAUCCAUUUAUCUGGAACAUGAUGGAAAGUAAAGGUUACUUGUCUGAAAAUGAAAAGGCCGUUAAAUGGCUCUUGUAGAAAAAUAGAUGAAUAUAGUUAGAGACACAAAAUCUAAGCCAGUAUUUGUUCAAGUUACACUGGCCUAUUGGCUUAAGCUAUGUCUUAUCUUUCAACCCCCACUUUUUCUUUCUAGAGCUUUCCUGACAGCUGUGAAAACUCACAGAAUGUCCUAAGGUAUCUUUUUAGAUAUAAAGUGUUAAAUAAUACUACUCUGCUUAGGCUGGGAAAGUUGUUUAAUUCUGUAUUAAAAGUAGGGGCUUAGGAGAUAAAGAACGCAAAGACUUUAAAUUGUAAUUAUGUUUUAUAACUCAGUUUUUCAGCGCUUAAUCCCCAUAUUAGACUGCCAUGUAGUUUUAUACAAAAAGGAUUAAAUUUAAAUUCGUUCAUCUUUAAGCCUGAGUUAUUAAAUUUUUUAAAAUAUCAUCUUACUUUUAAUGUUUGAGUACCUUCAUAAACCCAACACCAAACUGUUAGGACACUUUACUACACUUUUCCCCCUUUGCUUUUAAGUUUCUGAUAGCUAAAAAUUCUUCAUCUAGAAUUUAAGUUAGUGAAGUGUUGUAAAAAUGAAUAUUAGUAGAUUUUAGGUGAUAAAAAAUUAAAUUGUUAGUCAGGCAUUUUCUUAGCUUAAAAACACUCCAUUUAUGAAAAUUCCAUGAUAGAAAUGGAGAACUGCUCAGGGGCUCCUGGAAAACAUAAGAAAGAAGUGGCCUAAAGAGCCAGUGGUGGUUUAGACUGGCUAACCGGGAGAGAGAGUGUGGAAAGGAAGCUCUGGUGUGCAGAUCUGGGGUUCCCUAAUCACUAUGUUUCUGAGGAAAAAAAUGCUUUCUGAAUUUCAAACAAGCAAUCUAUAAAAAAAAAUUUUUUUUUAAACAUAGCCCAUCUAUGUUGGGGACCCCUUAAAACUCUAUAGUGCUGUAGCAAUAUAUGAGUAUGAUUUUGUGAUUGUGGUUUAGGAAGAUGAGUAAAUUUAACAACAUUUUUCUUUCACAGUUUAAAAAAAAAAAAA